AAGUCCAGAGAUUUCCUAUAGGCGGGUUCACAACAACAGAGCUUCGGAGGCAAUAGAACGCGGAAGUAAAUUUACAAUAGUAAAGGUGCUAAACCAAAUCGAAAAAAGUAUUGUAUCUAGUGUAGGCCUAUUAUUCUCAUAAACGUAGCUAUAAUAAUACGUUUAGUAGAUUUAGUGAAGUGACGCUGGAGUAUUAUGAACGCGGAAUUGGAAGAACAGGAGGAUGAACUGCUGGCGCUCGCGAGUAUCUACAGUCAGGAGUUCAGACGGGCUGUGUCAGGAUUGGGUGGGGAAAUCCGGGUCUCUUUGGACCUUCCUCGGGACUUCAGUGUGAUUGUCAAAGCAGGUGACAAGCACAGAGAUUAUGUCAUAUCUUUCCUCCCUCCUCUGGUGCUGACCUUCGACCUACCUUUGGAUUACCCCUCCACCUCAUCACCCGAGUUUAUACUGAGCUGUAAGUGGCUCUCCCAUAGUCAGCUCUCAGCAGUGUGUAAGCAUUUGGAUGAGAUAUGGGAGGACACUGUGGGCAGUGUGGUCCUCUUCUACUGGGUCCAGUUCCUCAGAGACGACCUGCUUGACUUCCUGAAUAUCCGGCCACCGCUGGAGAUCCCUGUCAAUGACCAGGGCCAAGCCACUCCAUCUACUGAGGGCAGCGAGGCUGGAAACUCUCAGGGGGAAGCAGAAGGUAGUGUAGUUGAAACCUCUGAUGAGGCUGCAGUGUCCCUGGACCCAAGGGCCCUGUCAAUGUUAGCCACAGACACAGACCUCCUGGUGCAUCUGCUGGACUAUGAUGAGAGACAGAGGCUGAGAGUGUUCGAGGGACAGGCAUAUGACUGUGGGAUCUGCUUCAUGAGCAAGUUAGGCUGUAGUCAAUACAGAAAGUGCGGCCAUAUUUAUUGCAACGAAUGCAUGUCGGAGUACUUCACGGUCCAGAUCAGAGACGGGAACGUCCGUGGCCUUAACUGUCCAGAGCCUGAGUGCAGCGCCACAGCUACACCCUCACAGGUGAAGCGGUUGGUUGGGGAGGAGUUAUUCACCCGUUAUGACCGCCUCCUGCUCCAGUCCACACUGGACCGCAUGGCUGACGUGAUUUACUGCGCCCGCAAGGCCUGUGUUGCCCCAGUGGUGCUGGAACCGGACACAACCGCUGCUCUCUGCCCCUCCUGUCGCUAUGCCUUCUGCACUAUCUGUCGCAAGACUUACCAUGGCACCUCCCACUGUAAACUGAGGGCAAACACACUCCUGACCUCAGGCUCUGACUCAGCUGCUGAGUCAUCCUAUGCAGGUGUACCUCAGACAGACGCUGGGCUCCAGGGCCUAUGGGAAGAUUAUGCCUCAGGCAGUGGGGAGAGGAGAAUGUUCCUGGAGAAACGCUAUGGGAAACACAUUCUCAACACAGUGGUGGAAGAGAGCCUGAGUGAAGGCUGGAAAGGCCAGAACAGCAAAAAAUGUCCAUCCUGCCGUGCCAACAUACAGUGUCUAUCCUCUCAUUACAGAAGACCGGUGGCUGUAACAAGAUGGCCUGUUUCACCUGUGGUCAGUACUUCUGCUGGGUGUGCCUUAGUAUCCUGGACAAAAAUAACCCUUACAAGCACUAUGAAAACCCUAACACUGCCUGCUAUAAUGCCACAUUUGACUGACAGUAAUGUUGUGCUACUGUUUGAUAACCCUGUGCAUGUUAUUUUACAGCUCAAGUUCAGAUCAAAUCAUAUUUAUAGUCAAUGCUAUCAGAUUACUACAUGAGCUUUCUAAAAUCUUAGGCAUGGAACAAAACCUGCUGCUCAAAUACCUUGACCCAUUUGUUUCCUGGUGCACCUAAGUGCAACUCAGCCAAGGUUAUGUAUGAACGCAAUAAAAUAUAACCUCGCAGAAAUGCAGGCUUUUUCAGACCCUUGAAAA
Oncorhynchus keta (chum salmon) is the source of this 1899-nucleotide messenger RNA. RefSeq names its product E3 ubiquitin-protein ligase RNF14-like. NCBI's taxonomy places the organism in Eukaryota, Metazoa, Chordata, Actinopteri, Salmoniformes, Salmonidae. Gene Ontology annotation, biological process: positive regulation of proteasomal ubiquitin-dependent protein catabolic process; ubiquitin-dependent protein catabolic process; protein polyubiquitination. The coding region runs from base 196 to 1743 and encodes 515 amino acids. The transcript is spliced from 6 exons. The record is from RefSeq and is a predicted model, not a curated record. Gene Ontology annotation, molecular function: ubiquitin conjugating enzyme binding; zinc ion binding; ubiquitin protein ligase activity. Gene Ontology annotation, cellular component: ubiquitin ligase complex; cytoplasm.